GAUUUUAAGAGGUGGGGCUUAUUGGAUGAUCAGAGAAACAGGUACAUAUAGAAGGUAUAUCCACAGAUAAUGUUGUUAAAUGGCACAAAAGCAUUUGACAAUGAUGGUGUUCAGGACGUUGUGUGUGGUGCUUGCAAUCUUCACCAAAGGAUGCCUCUCACAGCUGGAUGUUUGUGGAAAGGCUUCUCUCAACACCAGGAUAGUAGGAGGAGAUAAUGCUGUAGCAGGGUCUUGGCCUUGGCAGGUCAGCUUGCAAGUGUCAUUAAGCCAUUUUUGUGGGGGAUCCCUCAUCAAUAGUGGCUGGGUCCUGUCGGCUGCUCACUGCUUUUCAAAGUACACAGCUUCCCAAGUGACUGUUGUACUCGGUCUUUAUACUUUGCAAGGAACCAACUAACAGUGUGAAAAGUCUCUCACUUCGAUCUUCAUACAUCCAGAUUACAGUAGUAAAACAAAUGACAACGACCUUGCUCUACUGCAGUUGUCUUCUGCAGUAACUAUAAAUACUUAUAUCACUCCUAUCUGCCUGGCUGCAACAGGAAGCAGUUUUUUCAGUGGCAAUUUAACAUGGGUCACUGGCUGGGGAAAUAUUAACACAGGAGUAAGUCUACCAUCUCCUGGGACAUUACAGGAAGUUCAAAUACCAAUUGUUGGAAACAGGAAGUGUAACUGUUUAUAUGGAGUUGGAUCUAUCACCAACAAUAUGGUGUGUGCUGGGCUCUUGCAAGGCGGCAAGGACUCCUGUCAGGGUGAUUCCGGCGGUCCACUGGUCAUUAAACAGGGCUCUCAGUGGAUCCAGGCUGGCAUUGUGAGCUUUGGUAACCAAUGUGCUCUUGCAAAUUACCCUGGUGUGUAUACGAGAGUUUCUCAGUAUCAGAAUUGGAUCUCUCAAACAAUCACCACAAACCAGCCAGGCUUUAUUACAUAUACACCCACUGGCACUGACAGUGAUCUUCAAGUGACCUGCAGUGGUCUUCCAGCUGCACCAACAACUGUUGCAACGACUACUGCACCACCUGUGGUGUGUGGAAACGCCGUUCUCAAUAGUCUCUCAGGAUCAGGAAGCUCCCUGGCUUCAGCGGGUACGUGGCCAUGGAUGGCCAGCCUGCAACGCAAUGGUAUUCACGUUUGUGGUGGAACACUGAUAGCCACGCAAUUUGUUUUGAGCUCGGCUGAUUGCUUCUCUAGCUCAACCAAUCCUUCUGACUGGGUAGUGAAACUAGGUCGGCUCAACCAGAAUGGUGCAAACCCCAACGAGGUGUCUAUAAAUGUGACUAAUAUUACAUUCAGCAGUGGUUCCACCAAUAAUAUUGCAGUGCUGCAGUUAUCUGCUAAGCCUACGCUUUCCAACUUCAUCCAGCCCAUAUGCACAGACACGGGGAGCUCAAACUUUGGCAUUGGCACUCAGUGUUGGGCAGCUGGCUGGGGCUCAGGAGGAGGAGAUCAACAAACACUUCAGCAUUUCACCACAAAUAUAGCCGAUUGUGGAAAUUCGUCUUCAUUAAACAGCAUCUGCACAGUAGCCAUGACGAUUGAACAGACUGUAAAAGGAGGUCCUUUAAUGUGUCAGAGUGGGCAGGUAUGGUUCCAAGUUGCAGUUUUAAUUGUCGCCAACACCACCACCACCUCGAACAGCACUACCUCGAACAGCACUACCUCAAACGGCACUACCUCGAAUGGCAAUACAUCGAACGGCACGGCCUCCAAUGGCACGGCCUCCAACGGCACUGCCUCGAACGGCACAAAUAACAGCUCGCAGGUUUCUGCUGGAUCCAACAACAGCUCGAACAGCAGCACCAAUUCUACCAACAGUUCAAACAGCACUAGUGGCUCUACUAAAACCACAGACUUGACAACACGUGCCACAAACAUAACGAUCUUCACUAAGGUAGCAAGUUUUGCAGAUUUCUUGAAGGCUACAACAGGUUCCCUCCCUUCCUCAGCAGCCAGCAUUAUAGCAUUUUCAGGCUCUGGACCGUUAUCAUUCCUUUCAGUUGUCUCAGUCCUUAUACUGUCCAUUUCUGCCCUUAUCCAAACAUUAGUUUAGCAUGAGCAUCCUUAAUAAUAAUAACAAUAUACAGUAAGUGCUCAGGGAAGUUACACAUUAUCUACGGAAAAGUUUACUAUAUGUUCAUUCAUUCAUAUAUUACCUUUACAGAGAAACUUAUGAAUCUAAGAAACAAUGUAUAUGUAGAAAUACUACUGCACUUUUUACCUGCCUUUUGUAAUGCAAACCACUAAGUGCUAUCCACUAUGGGAUUAGCCAAGCUAAAAUCCGUAACCAAUCACAGACAGAGUUUAAGAUUAGAAAACAAGACCAGCCAAUUAUAGGCAUCUGAAUGCUCAUGUAGCUGAAAUAAUACAGCAAUGCUCUACUCCAAGCACACAGUAAAAGGACUUUAAUACAGUUUUACUGCUCUGCUGUAUCCUGCCUCAACUGUAAGUUACUGAUGAAAAAGAAUCAGACAAAUGUAGCAGGUUAUAUUUAAUUUUACAUUUCUCCAUAUAUUCCUGGAACCAUCAAGUCUAUCUUCAACCAUCAUAGUCAUAUACUGUUAAAAGAACAUCAUUAUGUUCUACAAUUAUUUACUGUGAAAUGUAUCUUUCAUGCACUGCAAACACUGGCCAGUAAAAUGCUGUUAUAGUAAUUAUUGUUUUGCACAGUGUAUGAUUGGUCACCUGUUGCAUUCAAUAAGCAGAAGGAGUUGAUGGGAAUAAAACAAUCAUGAGAAAAGUUUUGGGAAAAAUAUCUGGCAAAAUAUAUGAAUAAAUGUAAAAAAAAUAAUUACACAGCACAGUAACAAUAUUAACAUUUUUAACUGAAGAGAAAUAUAUUUUGUUACUUUGUGUAACAAAGUGUGUCAUAAUUAGGGAGUAUUUAUUUAGCUAAAUGACCUAAAAAUGGAUUGUGGAAGUUUUAAAAACUUUAGCUUCCACCUUGCUCUCAACAGCCUGACCUUCAAGAACAGUAAGACUUAAAGAAAAGUUUGUUAGUGCAGAACGAGUAGGGAAAGUAACGCAAAUGAAUUCGAUGUUAAGAAGUUUCAAGCAUGAUUUUUCUCCCAGAAGUUCACUAAUGUGCAAAACUUACGGUGUAGAAACAUCAAUGCUGCCUUAAAAGACUUUCAAGGUUUUUGUGGUUGUUGGUUUUCCCUACUAAUGGAACUUUGCUCCUAUUCUGUGAGCACGAUUGUUGUGUUUAUAUUAUAUAUAUAUAUUUAAAUAAUGAAAUGACACACUGUACAGGUUGAGUACAUGAAUAUUAAAUAUGACUAUGAAACUGUACAGGUUUGCAAUUCAUAUUUUGCUACAGAUCUAUUUUAUGAUAUUGCUUUUACUUCAAAAGUGUCCUCUGACAAACUAAAUAUAAGCUACUAAAGAAAA
Molecule: messenger RNA, 3381 nt
Organism: Silurus meridionalis
Lineage: Eukaryota; Metazoa; Chordata; Actinopteri; Siluriformes; Siluridae
Biological process (GO): proteolysis
Molecular function (GO): serine-type endopeptidase activity
Source: RefSeq, a predicted model, not a curated record